Messenger RNA from Caenorhabditis remanei, 573 nucleotides. RefSeq lists its product as uncharacterized. Gene Ontology annotation, biological process: L-cysteine catabolic process. Lineage: Eukaryota; Metazoa; Nematoda; Chromadorea; Rhabditida; Rhabditidae. The record is from RefSeq and is a predicted model, not a curated record. Gene Ontology annotation, molecular function: cysteine dioxygenase activity; ferrous iron binding. The transcript is spliced from 5 exons. Bases 1 to 573 code for a protein of 190 amino acids.
AUGGUAUCAUUCGUGCAACUAGUCGUGCAAAUCCGUGAAAUCUUUGGCCAAAAAAUGGUCGACGUGGAUGAGGUGAAGAAGUUGAUGGGUUCUUACAAGAGUAAUAUCAACGAGUGGAGACGAUUCGCCAUUUUUGAUAUGAAUAAGUACACCCGUAACUUGGUUGACAUCGGAAAUGGAAAGUACAAUCUGAUGAUUUUGUGUUGGGGACCUGGUAUGGCUAGCAGUGUCCACGACCACACCGACGCUCAUUGCUUCGUGAAAAUCCUGGACGGCGAGUUGACUGAAACCAAGUACGAUUGGCCGAAAAAGAAGCACACCCCACUGGAAACUAUCGAGAAUAAGACGUAUGGCUUGAAUGGGGUGUCUUAUAUGAAUGAUGAGCUCGGCCUUCACCGGAUGGAGAAUUUGAGUCACUCGAAUGGAGCAGUCUCCCUUCAUCUGUAUAUUCCACCAUACAGUACUUGUAAUGCGUUUGAUGAGAGAACCGGAAAGAAGACCCAAUGCACUGUCACCUUCUAUUCCAAGUAUGGAGAAAAAGUGGAUUACAAGGGAUGCAAGGAGGGAAAAUAA